This is a messenger RNA of Pyrenophora tritici-repentis Pt-1C-BFP, 1200 nucleotides long. Its product is annotated as taurine catabolism dioxygenase TauD. The record is from RefSeq and is a predicted model, not a curated record. Gene Ontology annotation, molecular function: oxidoreductase activity. NCBI's taxonomy places the organism in Eukaryota, Fungi, Ascomycota, Dothideomycetes, Pleosporales, Pleosporaceae.
AUGGCACCAGCGCUCACAGCCCCCGCGCCAGCACCACCACACACCCUCUCCGCACCCACAAAAGCGCCCAAAUCAAUCUUCCCAGACGGAAUACGCACAUCCGGCCAACAUGAACCCAUCUACUCGCUGCUGCGCCCCUACUCUGACUUCCCUGCCCAAAUCACUGGUCCAACAGCAUGGAGCAAAGCGGAUUACAAGGACAACCCCGAGCGCUGGACCCACGUCUUCUCGUCGUCUGAAAUCGCCGAGAUAAGCGAGACAGCAGACCGCUUCAUUGCAUCUGGCAUGCCGCUGACAGGUAUAACAAAGGCGUUGUUCCCGCUCCCGCAAUUCUCCCAAUUCCUUGAUCCUUUGCGCCGCGAACUCAUCGACGGCAAGGGCUUUAUCCUGUUCAAGGGCCUGCCGGUGCAGGAAUGGGGAAACAAGAAAUCUGCUGUUGCGUACAUGGGUUUGGGAACGUACUUAGGCUACUUUGUUAGUCAGAACAGCCGGGGCCAUGUGUUGGGGCAUGUCAAGGAUUUGGGCGAAGAUGCGAAUGCGAUCGAUAAAGUGCGGAUUUACCGAACGAACGCGCGGCAGUUUUUCCAUGCCGAUGAUGCGGACUUGGUGGGGUUGCUGUGUGUGGCCAAGGCGCUGGAGGGCGGAGAGUCGGAUUUGGUCAGUAGCCAUGAAGUCUGGAAUGACCUGCAAAAGUACAAUCCCGAUGUAGCGGAGCUCCUCACACAGCCCAUCUGGUACUUUGAUCGCAAAGGAGAGACGAGCAAGGGGCAAAAGGAAUGGAUCAAGACCGCCGUGUUUUAUCUUGAGACCGGCGAUAAUCCGAGGGUGUACAGCAAAUGGGACCCCUACUAUGUCCGCUCAUUGACUCGGUUCUCUGACGCCGGCGCCAUUCCACCCCUCUCGGAUGCACAACAACGCGCCAUCACCAUUCUCGAAGAGACGUGCCAGAAGUUGGCUCUGCAUAUGAUUCUAGAAGUAGGCGAUAUUCAGUUCCUCUCAAACAACCACGUCUUGCACGCAAGGACGGCGUACAAAGAUUUUGCGCCGCCAGCACCCAGGAGACAUUUGAUGAGGUUAUGGUUGAGCACACCAGAGGAUGAGGGUGGUUGGAAAUUGCCGUUCCACGAUAGUAGAGAGAAGAAGCGAGGCGGGAUUCAGGUCGACGAUACAGCGCCGGUUGCCCCUGAGGAUGCGGAAUAA